GUGACAGGGGCAGAGAUGAGGGUCCAAGAGGGCUGGGAGUAGGGAUCCUGAGAAGCGCAGUGGGAGUCCUAGGGGGCUCAAAGUGGAACCCUAAAAGAUUCAGAAUCGACAUCUGAGGGGUUCAGGGAGCUAAGAAGGAGUCAAGCUCAGGUCCUUUUGAAGGGGUCCAGAGUGAGAGGUUCCGAGGAGGCUGAGCGUGGACAUGUCUGAGGAGAAGCCGCGGACUAGGGGCACGCGGAUGCUCAGAAUGGGAUCUCUGAAAGGGCCGAGGCCAGAGGAGGGAUGGUGAGGUUCUGAGUGUUGGAGAGCCACGCUCAUGGUUGCAGGCCUGACGUGGGAUAUCAGGACUGGUUGCAAGGAGUUGCUGUCAAUGGAGGAGCAGGAUGCCAGGGUCCCGGCCCUGGAACCAUUUAGGGUGGACCAGGCACCACCUGUAAUCUACUAUGUCCCUGACUUCAUCUCCAAAGAAGAGGAGGAAUAUUUGCUUCGACAGGUUUAUAAUGCCCCCAAACCAAAGUGGACCCAGCUGUCUGGGAGGAAGUUACAGAAUUGGGGUGGGCUCCCCCAUCCCCGUGGGAUGGUCCUUGAGCGGCUGCCCCCAUGGCUUCAGCGCUACGUGGAUAAGGUGUCUGAUCUCAGCCUUUUUGGGGAUCUCCCAGCUAACCAUGUCCUCGUGAACCAGUAUCUGCCUGGGGAGGGCAUCAUGCCCCAUGAGGACGGACCACUGUACUACCCGACUGUCAGCACCAUCAGCCUGGGCUCCCAUACCAUACUGGAUCUCUACAAACCACGGCAACCAGAGGACGAUGAUGCUACAGAACAGCCCCGGCCACCGCCCAGGCCCAUCUCUUCGCUGCUGCUGGAGCCUUGCAGCCUGCUGGUGCUCCGUGACACCGCCUACACGCGCCUCCUGCAUGGGAUCGCAGCAGCCCACGUAGACGCACUGGACGCCAAUUCGCUGCCGGCAAACGCAGCUGCCUGCCAGUCUGCGCAGCCCGGAGCCUGCCUGGUGCGCGGCACCCGUGUCUCACUGACCAUCCGCCGCGUGCCCCGCGUGCUGCGCGCCGGUCUCCUUCUGGGCAAGUGACCAACGGGCUUCUGGGCUUCUGUCCCCUCUGGGCUGCUGUGACUGUGAUCUUGUCACCUUGGAACCCUGGGAUAGAGGCAGCUACCCUGGGUUAUUUAUUUUCCUAGAAACUGUGGGAAACACCCCAUUUCAAAUAAAUAAUAUCUUUCCAUCACA
Messenger RNA from Chinchilla lanigera (long-tailed chinchilla), 1243 nucleotides. RefSeq names its product alkB homolog 6 (gene Alkbh6). NCBI's taxonomy places the organism in Eukaryota, Metazoa, Chordata, Mammalia, Rodentia, Chinchillidae. The record is from RefSeq and is a predicted model, not a curated record. The coding region runs from base 317 to 1087 and encodes 256 amino acids. The transcript is spliced from 7 exons.